CGUCUCUUCCUGCCCUUCUUCAGAGACAUCAGUCUGUCUGCCCCAGUGCUGGUGGUCGUGUUUUAUUACCGGCUGUGGUGUCUCUCUCUUGUGCUUGUGCGUCAGGAUGGCAGCGGUCAGGACCCUCAGGAAAGUGUGCCAACACUCCCAGCAUCAAGUCUGUAAACUGCACACGUCCGCCCCGAGACAGGAGGCAGUGGUGAUCUCAGGAAAGAAACUAGCGAGGCAGAUUCGUGAAGAGGCCCGGGCCGACGUGGAGAAGUGGGUUUUAGCUGGCAACAGGAGACCCCAUCUGAGUGUCGUUCUGGUUGGAGACAAUCCUGCCAGUCACUCCUACGUUCUGAAUAAAACACGAGCUGCAGCUGAUGUCGGAAUCUCCAGUGAGACCAUUCUCAAACACUCAGACAUCAGUGAGGAGGAGUUACUGGACCUGAUCUACAAACUCAACACAGACCACAGUGUGGACGGCCUCCUGGUCCAGCUGCCUCUGCCAGACCACAUUGAUGAGCGCGCAAUCUGUAAUGCAGUUUCCCCAAGUAAAGAUGUUGACGGCUUCCAUGUAGUGAAUGUGGGUCGGAUGUGUCUGGACCAGUCCACCAUGUUGCCCGCAACUCCCUGGGGCGUCUGGGAAAUCAUCAAACGUACAGGUAAUAGGAGUCACCACAUCUCCAAUGCUCAACUCCAUCUUGGGGUUGUUAUUCUGCAGGUUAUGUCAUACCCUGUUGAAUUACACCCAUUUUCUCUUUCAGGUAUCCCUACACUUGGGAAGAAUGUAGUGGUGGCCGGACGAUCCAAAAAUGUGGGCAUGCCUAUCGCAAUGUUGCUGCACACAGAUGGUCGUCAUGAGAGACCGGGAGGUGAUGCCACGGUCACCAUUUCCCACCGUUACACUCCAAAGGAGCAGCUCCGCCAACACACUAAAAUAGCAGACAUCGUUGUGGCUGCUGCAGGAAUCCCAAACCUCAUUACUGCAGACAUGAUCAAAGAAGGAGCAGCGGUAAUUGACGUUGGGAUAAACAGAAUCCAAGACCCUGUCACUGGCAAGAACAGACUGGUCGGAGAUGUGGAUUUUGAAGGUGUGAGACAGAAGGCUGGCUUCAUUACCCCUGUGCCUGGAGGUGUAGGACCCAUGACUGUGGCAAUGCUGAUGAAGAACACCAUCAAAGCAGCGAAGAAUGUUCUGCUGUGUCCACCUGAGAGGAUCCGCAUGGCAGCUGCGUCUUGAUUGAGCAGGGUUAAUUCCAGCUGCAGUGACACAUUCCACCCUUGUCCCCCUCCUCCUACACUACAACCCCACCCCCAAUUUUUUUUUUUCUUUUUUUUUUUUUUUUUACUUGGAGCAACCUGAUAAGCUUGCACAUGGACUGGAAAGAUGAUAGCUUUAAGGCUGCUGACAUCUUUAAUUUUUUUAACAUCAACUCCAGCCAAUCUCGACUGUUACAUUCACUCAUGCAGCUGUACGGUUUAUGUAACAGGUUUUUAGUAUUUAUCAUGUUUCAUGUGUCAUGUCUCUGGUGUACGGAGCAUAUAGAGAAUGUUUUAUUUAUUGUUACAGCGACAAAAUAUUUAAACAUGAAUGGAGGCAGUUUACAGUAUUUAACACCAGGUUGGCAAAGUUCAAGCAGAGCCAUUGAGGUCUGUUGUUUACUUUUUCUUUUCACAGUUGAUUUAGCCAUAUUUACCAAGACUGAUAAGGGCUAACAUUUUCAGGAACAAAGUAUGUUUAAUAGUAUACAAGCUUUAAAGAUUCACAAAUGCCUUUGUAAAGCCUUGGAAAUAAAUAUGAAUAUCUUCUCACA
Molecule: messenger RNA, 1799 nt
Organism: Sphaeramia orbicularis (orbiculate cardinalfish)
Lineage: Eukaryota; Metazoa; Chordata; Actinopteri; Kurtiformes; Apogonidae
Gene: mthfd2
Product: methylenetetrahydrofolate dehydrogenase (NADP+ dependent) 2, methenyltetrahydrofolate cyclohydrolase
Exons: 8
Coding region: 107-1225 (372 amino acids)
Biological process (GO): tetrahydrofolate interconversion
Cellular component (GO): mitochondrion
Molecular function (GO): methenyltetrahydrofolate cyclohydrolase activity; methylenetetrahydrofolate dehydrogenase (NADP+) activity; methylenetetrahydrofolate dehydrogenase (NAD+) activity
Source: RefSeq, a predicted model, not a curated record